UGUCCUAAGGGACACCGAGGAAAAUCGUGGAUUGCAACAUAGGUUGGCUCGCAAAGCUCUAGGUCGCAUGAAGAAAAAAGGAUGGGCCAAACGGCGGCGACGUCAGUCUGGUACUAAAUCUGCUCUGAAGACUCUCCCGAAAGAGGACGACAGUGAUGACGCAUGUUUGAUUUCGUCUUCUGACAGCAGCGACGGGGACGAUUCCGACCCUGACUCUUCAAACAGCGGGGAAAGCACCUUCUCUGAGGACAUCAACAAAAUGAGGGUCGAGCCGGACGUCAACAUCAAACGGGAAAGCGAGGAGAAGGUCGUCCACGUGGACAUCAACAUCCCGGACGUCCUGAAGAAGAAGCUGGAGGACGACUGCUUUUACAUCAACAAGAGGAAGAAGGUAAAUGCAGCAGAUAUGAAGCUGGUGAUGGUUCCCUGUCAGACGAACGUGGUGCACAUCCUGGAAUCCUACGUCAAGCACUUCGCCAUCAACAAGGCGUUCAUGGCCAACGAGAGGUACCGGCGGCAGCAGAACGCCACGCAGAGCAGCAGCCCGCAGCCGAUCCUUCCCGAGAAGAGCGAGGAGUUGUGUAAAGAGAUGGUCGACGGCCUGAGGAUCACGUUCGACUUCACGUUACCCAUGAUCCUCCUCUACCCGUGUGAACAAGCUCAGUUCAAGAAGGUCAGCUCCUCCAGGCUCUUCCUGGCCGUCCAUGAAAGCUCGCCUUGCUCCAGCAGUGCUCAGAGAGAGCGCAGCCCGAGCCCGCUGGGACACAACCCCCCCACCCCGCAGUCCACAGACAGCCAGCCGGCUCUGAGCGACAUAUCCGCCACAACCCCGACGGCGCCGGCUCCCACCCCGAAGCGCCGGCGCCACCCCGACAUGGACUGCAUCUCCUACCAGUCGCAGUCACUGCGGCGCUCCACCAGGAACACGUCGGGAGGGGACCGGCCCGCCGAGGGAAGCAGCGGAGGUGGAGGCAGCGCCACGGCUUCCCCGCAGCUCAAACGCCGGCUGGUCGACACGUCGUCGCAGCCCAAGUUCUUCCUCAACCUCGACAGAAAAACCCCGGUGCACAGCGGCUCCUCUUCCCCGUUGCCCUCGACACCGAGUAAAGAGCGCAGCGGGCCUUUCUACGGCCUGGAGAGCCGCAGGAACAACGAGCUGAACGAGGUCCUAAGUUGGAAGCUGACUCCAGAUAACUACCCGCUGCACGACCAGCCUCCUCCACCCUCCUACCUGUACGGAGCGCAGCACCUCCUGCGGCUUUUUGUCAAGCUCCCGGAGAUCCUGGGGAAGAUGCAGAUCCCCGAGAGGAAUCUCCGAGCCCUGGUGAAGCAUCUGGAGCUCUUUCUCAGGUUUCUGGCAGAGUUCCAUGAGGAUUUUUUCCCUGAGUCUGCAUAUGUGUCGGCAUCAGAGGCCCACUACAACAUGAAACAACCCAGGCCCAUUUAUUGAAGGGAGGUGUCGGGCCUUUGUGUUUUCCUCUCUGAACAUUUUUUUUUUUUGUAGCCUGUCUAGACUUACCUGGUUCGUCCUCACGUACAGAGGAACAAUAGCAGAACACUCGGAAGGACCAGCUGCGUUGUCGUCCUGGACAGACUUUUCCCCCUCUCCAUAUGUUUAGCUACUGUUGCCUUAUGGACCCUGUUGCUUCUAACAUGCUACUAACCCUCAGCCAUGCUCUUUGAGUGAGACUGCUUUGCAUGUAGACGGCUAUUUCUUCUUCUUUUUGAAUAUACCCGUGUAUAUAUACACCACCACCGUUGAUUCCCCUUCUCCCUUACUUAGCCUGGAGUUUUUAAAGCCAAGUUAAGUUUUUUUUUUCUUGUGCGUUGACUUUGUCGCCCUCUAGAGUCAGGUUUGGGAAAUGGUGGUCCGUUAGACAAAGGCGCACUGAUUCAUGUUCUGUUCUGCGCUCUGCCUGUCCAAUCAAUGUUUAUGCUUUGUUGACUGUUUGUAAGCCACGCCCCUUUCGAUAUGAUUCAUCUCGGAAUUUAAAAGGUCUUGCUCCUCCUGUCCCGGAGUUCCUUUGCUGCUUUUGACUCUGGAUUUUUCACGACUCAGUCUCUAUGUCUUUCUUCUUUUUAUGUCCUCAUGUGAAUGUCUGACGAAUGUCUUUUUCUGCUCUUCUUCUCUCACUCUGUAAACCUUCAUAACUAAAUCACCGUUGCAAAAAAACAAAAGGGUAUUUGCUAUUUAUGACAAACAUUUGGGGAACUGUUUGGACUUGCACAGAGCAGGAUCACCUCUCUCCUUUUGGUUUUCGGUGAGGGGGCGACACCUGGAAACGACUUGAAAAAUAAAAUAAAGACUUAAAUGUGAAGAAUGUUUUUGCUUUUAUCUGUAUGACAUGUAUUUGUCACAUAUCCACAAUAUCAAUGACAUUAAUAAGCUAAACAUAGGCAAGUGGAAAAGGGAUUAUUUGAGACCAGUUCAAUUCUUUAAGCAAAAGGAAAAUGAGGCAAUCAUCUGAAUGUGUCAAAAACAAACUGUUUCAAAGCGUCUAAGGCUUAUCUAAUCUUAUCUUUGCAAAAAAAAAAAAUGUUCAGAACUAAGCAGCCCUGAGUGGACAAGUUUCAAUACAUUUUAUUUAGUCGGUUUUCCCGUGAUAACAAGAGUCCCAAAAGCAAAAACAAACGCAGAAAGAGGCUAAACUUACCUCUGUAGUGUGAGGGCCAGGCCGAUCACAGUGACCAGCCCUUUGUUUCCAAGAUUACAAGAAAAUGGUUGCGCUAUCAUGAAACAAUGAGAUAAAUUAAUAUCGACCAAUCAGUCGUUAUCGAGAUAUGAUAACCUAAAAUGACUCGUUAUCACGGGAAAAUUGGUGACGUGUUGAUACAAAAUAAAACUCCUUGAUCUUUAUGCUGUUAAUUGAAAACAAUUUCAUGAGCAUGUUCAAUUAUUUAAAUCUGUUCUAAAAACUUGGCUAAUUCCAACUACAAGUACUGAUUAAACAAACAAAUGUCUCUCCAACAAAUACUGUAAAUAUAGUGUAAUUUACAGUAAAUUGCUGUAUAUGUUUCUGGUAUGUUGUACACAGGUCGGAUUGUUGUAGCCUGUGAUAAGUUCUGCAGUGUUUUUGGUCUGAUGUCUGUUUUCUUUUUGUUUUUUUUCCAAGUUCAAAUAAAGUCUUUCUUUCCUCUAUGUCUUCACACAUA
Labrus bergylta (ballan wrasse) is the source of this 3153-nucleotide messenger RNA. NCBI's taxonomy places the organism in Eukaryota, Metazoa, Chordata, Actinopteri, Labriformes, Labridae. The record is from RefSeq and is a predicted model, not a curated record.